Messenger RNA from Terrapene triunguis (Three-toed box turtle), 492 nucleotides. RefSeq names its product ribosome biogenesis protein bop1-like. Lineage: Eukaryota; Metazoa; Chordata; Testudines; Emydidae. The record is from RefSeq and is a predicted model, not a curated record. The annotation marks the transcript as partial. Gene Ontology annotation, cellular component: PeBoW complex; preribosome, large subunit precursor. Gene Ontology annotation, molecular function: ribonucleoprotein complex binding. The transcript is spliced from 4 exons. Gene Ontology annotation, biological process: maturation of LSU-rRNA from tricistronic rRNA transcript (SSU-rRNA, 5.8S rRNA, LSU-rRNA); ribosome biogenesis.
AUGGCCAGGCCGCUGAAGAGGACAGUGCCAGCUGACGAGCUGCCGCUGCUCGCGCUGCGCGCACACAGCCUGGAGAGCCUGUCUCCUCUCACCUGCCCCAGCCCAGGGCUCUGCGUACUGUCGGCGGUGUGCUGGAAGAACACGGCAGCCGUGGAGCACGGCGUGGGGGAGCCGGGCACACCAGACGUGCGUAACACGGUGGGCAACAUCCCCAUGGAGUGGUACCAGGACUACCCGCACGUCGGCUACGACCUGGACGGCAAGAGGAUCUACAAGCCGAUCCGAACCAAGGAUGAGCUGGACAAGUUCCUGGACAAGAUGGAGAACCCCGAUUACUGGCGGACGGUGCAGGACAAGCAGACGGGGGUGGACGUGAGGCUGACGGACGAGCAGGUGGAGCUGGUGCAGCGGUUGCAGAAAGGGCAAUUCGGAGACGUGCACCUUAACCCCUAUGAGGUAGGGGACCCUGCUGCCACCUCCAGGGCUGGGCCU